AUGCGACGCAUCAUCAGCACCAUCAUCUGCGGAGCACUCAGAAGCCCUACAAGCGCCCUCCGGCUACAAAGCCGGUACCGCUCAGCUUUGCGGCAGAUCUCUUGCCGAGGCCGCGGCCGCAGGCUGCGUCUUCAAUAUGAUGACGGUAUCGUGGCUGCCACUCGAGUGCUACGACGGCGGACUCACCACCAAAUCCAUGGAAGAAGGCUCCUGGAACUUCUAUCUCAGCAACUCGACGCGACUCGAGCCGCUUCGGAGGAAAGAGUACAGAUUCCUUCUUUAUAA
This is a messenger RNA of Bipolaris victoriae FI3, 285 nucleotides long. RefSeq lists its product as hypothetical. The coding region runs from base 1 to 285 and encodes 94 amino acids. Lineage: Eukaryota; Fungi; Ascomycota; Dothideomycetes; Pleosporales; Pleosporaceae. The record is from RefSeq and is a predicted model, not a curated record. The transcript has a single exon.